Molecule: messenger RNA, 7419 nt
Organism: Labeo rohita (rohu)
Lineage: Eukaryota; Metazoa; Chordata; Actinopteri; Cypriniformes; Cyprinidae
Gene: grb14
Product: growth factor receptor-bound protein 14
Exons: 13
Coding region: 2805-4157 (450 amino acids)
Biological process (GO): negative regulation of insulin receptor signaling pathway; insulin receptor signaling pathway
Cellular component (GO): plasma membrane; cytoplasm
Source: RefSeq, a predicted model, not a curated record
CGCAACAAAACAUUAACAGAUUUCCCUAACAUUAGUUAUUUGUAGUUAUUUUUGAGUUUUAACUAACUUAAUAUGAUAAUGCAUUUUAAAAAGAAACUUGUUUCUUUUAUUGUCACAACAGAACAGAGGAACAUCAAAAUAUAUUAAAGUUCUGAUAAAUAAAAUGUAUAAAAAUACAAACUUAUUUAUUACUAUCAUCAUCAUUUAUAUUAUCAUUAAACAAGAUAAAGGUCACUCCUAAAUGUUUGUGUGCGUGUGUAAUAAUUAGUCCCUACAUUGCCUUCCCCACUAACACAGAACAUUUUAGGGAACGUUAGGAGAACGUUUGGUGUAACCAAAAACUAACGUUCCCAGAACGUUAAGCAAACUUUCCAUGGGAACCAAAACCUAACCAAAAACCUUCAGGGAACGUUCGGGAACCAAAAACUAACGUUCCCGUAACCAAAAACUAACGUUCCCAGAACGUUCUGGGAACCAUAAAUUGUUAGCUGGGUUAUAAGCUACCUUAUAAUUACAAUGUCAGCUUGCUUAUCCCUUUACCUGCACUUUUUAAAUUCUUUCCACCAAGCUACAUCAAACCAUUUUCAAUCAUCAGUUGCUGCCUGCCUUCUAAAACCUACUAUUUAGCGAUCUAAAUCCAUUAUGUGACUCGUUAAUGCUGCGGCUGAACGACAGUCUGCAACGCACACUUGGCGUCAUUGGAUUUCACACACAUGUAAAAGAAAAGCUAACUUUUAUGCACAAGCUACGUUUGAUACUUUUUCUCUAUGUCUAAAUGUUCACUCCUCGCAAGUCUAACUUACAUUUUACAAUGCAGGGACUGUAACUAGAGAUAUGCUAGUUAUAAAUACAGUAAUCAUUACUUUAUUUAGGCAGAAUAAGUUCGUUGUGGUUUCCAAGCUCAUUAAUGUUAACGUUAGCGGUCUUCCACUGAUAGUGGCAUUAGCUAGCUUUGUGGUUAGCUAGUCUAUGAUGAGCCAUAAUUUAGCAAUGGAUAACGUCAUACUGCAAAUUGUAAAACAUACAUUUUCAAUAUAACAGGCCAAGGAGAGAUGAUACGUCUCAUUGCUAUAACUGUCACGCUAUUAAAGAAAUACUUCAGUCUCAUUGUCAAAAGUUAAAAGGACAGUCAGUCAACUACACUGUAACAACGUAACGUAAUUACUAGCUAAUUCCGCUUCACUCUCGGCUUAUUUAACAGCAGCAAAACUGGACAUGAUAGUCACGAAUUUUGUCAUGCUUAUUUGAGUUAAGAGAACUGAUGGGGAUGUUCUUUUAAUUGUUAUUCAAGCAAUGUAUGUCUCGUGACCAACUCACCAUGAACACACUUCACCGAUGAUCUCACUCCGACUCUGGCUGGAUCAGCAGGUUGCAGGAUGUGUGGCGCGUUAUACACGAGUGUUGCCAACAGGGAUGGUGUAGAGUGCCCUCUGGUGGACAAACUAUACAACGCCAACACUCAUGACAUGGUUGAAGGGUGUUUCGUCCGUUUUUAUUUUAUUUUUGAAAUAUUCAUUUAUCGGCCAUUAUAAAUGCCGAUACCGAUAGUUUGGAAAAUGCCUAAUAUCGGCCGAUAAUAUCGGCCUGCCGAUAAAUCGGUCGGGCUCUAAUGAUAAUUACUGAAAUAAAUAAAUAAAUUGAAGCUAAAUGGAAAUAUUAAAUAAUUAAAAACUAAUGAAAAAGACUAAAUCAUAAAAAUAGCAAAAUUACUAAAACCUAAGCUGAAAUUAAAUGAACAUAUGAAAAUUUAAGAUAAUUCAGAAUAGUAAGAACUGAAAAACAGAAAUAGAAAUAGAAAUAUUUUUUAAAAUCCAAAACCAAUAAAAAUGUAAAAACCAUAAAAAUAGCAAAAUUACUAAAAUCUAAACUGAAAUUAAAUUAAAUCUGAACACAUGAAAAUGUAAGAUAAUUCAGAAUAGUAGAAUAACUACUAGUUUUUGGUAAAUAAAUCUAAAAUAAAUAAAUCUAAAAUAAAGUUUGGGAAAAAUGGUUUGGGAUUUUAAACUGCAACAAGCGUAAGCUGAAGUAAAAUUACUACAAAGUAAAACUGGAAAAUAAAAAUAAAGCUGAAUAGAAAUGUUAAAACAAUAACUAAUCAAAAUGACAAUACACACAACAAAAUGACAAACUUAAACUAAAAAAAAAAAAAAAAAGAAAAUAUGGAAAAUUAAGUUAAAUUAACGCCAGUUCAGAAUACUGACAAAUGUGUAUAAAUAAUAUUAAAAUAACUAAAUAAGAGGAAGAAAUUUCUUCAACAGCAUACAGGUUUGAAACAACACAGGUGGCAAAUUUUUUAUUUUGUAUGCACUGUACCUUUGAUAUUAUGAUUAAAUUGAACAAACAAAUUUGAUUUUAUGACAUACACGGUGAGGACAUGAAAAUCUACUUCAUAAGUGUCACUCACUUUCUCGCUCCCUCUCGCCCUCCACCCUUCAGUCCGAGCUGACCCGUCGGGUCUCGCGUUUAACCAGCGGUUUUCUAAUUGCUUGCUGGGAUUUAUGCGAAGGGCAGGGGCCUGUCAAGACUGUGUGAAUAGGUAGGUGGGGCAAAUCUUGUGACUUUUCCGCCUCCCUCCCCCUCCGGUGUGUGCGCGCGGGGGGCAGACGAGCGGGACUCACCCCCGCCGGAUAAACGGUGGCAGGUGAUUGGACAGAACCAUGGUGACAUGCAGCAGCGGAGGCUGCACUGAGCCGCUCUCUCUAAUUACCUCAUUUGAGCUCGGCUGCAGACGGAGAGAGAGAGGAAGCUCGCUGCUCCCGCCAGAUACUUGCGUUUAUGUUUUACGCUCACUCAACUCUUGAGAAAUGCUGUGCACUCAGCCCUACAUAAGCUGCCGAGCUUGUCCCAAAUCACAGCCCUGCCUGCCGGCCAGCACAGGGGUAAUCAAAGUGUACAGUGAGGACAACACCAGCCGCGCAGUGGAGGUGCCCAGUGACAUCACUGCCCGGGACAUAUGCCAGCUCUUCAUCCUGAAGAACCACUGCAUUGAUGACCACAGCUGGACCCUGUUUGAGCAGAUCCCACAUCUGAGUAUCGAGAGAACCAUAGAAGACCAUGAGUCGGUUAUGGAGGUUCAGUCAGGCUGGGGAAUGGACUCACACUGUUGUCUGUACUUCAGGAAGAAUUAUGCCAAAUACGAGUUCUUCAAGAAGCCUCUUGACUUUUUCCCAGAGCACAUGGUGUCUAUAUCCAGUGAAACCAAUGGAAUCAUGAACCACUCACAACUUAUACAGACCUUUCUCAGCUCCAGCUCUUGUCCUGAGAUUCACGGGUUCCUCCACGCCAAAGAGCACGGCAGGAAAUCAUGGAAGAAGUUCUACUUUGUGUUAAGAAGAUCAGGACUGUACUUCUCCAACAAGGGCACAUCAAAGGAACCCAGACAUCUGCAGUUCAUUGCCGAGUUCAGCGACAGCGACGUCUACACGUUAUUAUCUGCCAAAAAAGUUUACGGCGCCCCGACAGACUAUGGCUUUUGUGUGAAGGCAAGCAAGUCAAAUUCUGCACGUGACCUGAAACUGCUGUGUGCGGAUGAUGAGCAAACUAGGACGUGUUGGGUUACAGCCAUGCGCCUCUUCAAGUACGGCAUGCAGCUUUACCAGAACUUUGUCCAACCCUAUCAGAAGCAGAAGAGUUCUCCAAUGAGGAGCAUCUCGGAGAACUCACUGGUGGCAAUGGACUUCUCAGGACACAAGAGUCGGGUGAUCGAGAACCCGUCCGAGGCGCUGUCAGUGGCUGUGGAGGAAGGCUUGUCGUGGAGGAGGAAAAGCUGCCACAGACUGAGCUCUCAUGGUAGUCCGUCCACCUCUCAGAGCUCCAUGUCCAGCAUAGCUAUCCAUGUGGCUCAGCCGUGGUUUCACAGCAAACUGUCCCGGGACGAGGCUCAGAAACUAAUCACCCAGCAGGGCCUUAUCGAUGGAGUGUUUCUGGUAAGGGACAGUCAGAGUAACCCAAGGACAUUUGUUCUGUCACUGUGCCAUACGCAGAAAAUCAAACACUUUCAGAUCGUACCGGUUGAAGAAAACAGCGAGCUCUUCUACAGUCUGGACGACGGACACACACGUUUCACUGACCUGCUGCAACUAGUUGAGUUUUACCAGCUGAACCGAGGCGUUCUGCCCUGUAAGCUCAAACAUCACUGUGCCCGCAUCACCCUCUGAACCGUUGCGGGACCUUCUGGACAUCAGCUUGUGCCUUGGACAGGAAACCCUUUCACUGUCCACCCCCUGAUGAGCAUUGGGGUCUGAACUUAAAGACUUUGAUAUGGACGAGACUGGACUUCUGAGGACCCUAAUUUUCAGCGAGGGAUGAUCGUCUGUGGUGCGGCAAUGUAGAUGGGAAUGUAUAAUGAACUAUAUCCUGAUACAAACACUCUCAGUGUGGAUGAGACCACCUUAUUAAGCUAUCAAUCAAAGCUGAUGUUUAACAGCAGACCGUCUGGGUCUCUGUACGGUGUGAACAAACUGAAGUCGGGUGCACGUGCUACGAUUUUUACUGUCAUUUUGCAGUCUAAGACUAAUCUUGGGUAAAAGAUUCAUUUCGGCAUGAGUAGGGUAAAAAAUGCUGCACAACCCUGAUUUUUAAAAAUAAUAAUAUUAAUAAUAAUAAUAAAAUUUUAUUGUGAUAUUAAAAAAUGAUUUUGAUUAAAUAAAAAAUAUUACACCUAUUAAUUUUUGCCAUCUAAGACUAAUCUUGAGUAAAAAAAAAACUGACAUAAGUAGGGUACAAAAUACUGUACAACUAAUAAAUAAUUAUUUGUAUUAUUUUAUCAUUAUUAUUAUUAUAAAAAUACAUUUUGUAUUAAAUAAAAAACAAAACCUAUUAUUUUUUGCCAUCUAAAACUAGUCUUGGGUAAAAAAAAUAAUCAGCAUGCAUAGGUACAAAAUACUGCACAGCCCUGAUUUUUAUUUCAACAAAUCUUUAAUAUUAAUAAUAAUAAUAAUAAUAAUAAUAAAAUUAUUAUUAUUUAUUAUUGCAUUUUUAUUGUGAUAUAAAAUUUAAUUUUGAUUAAAUAAAAUUGUAUUUUCUUAUGACAUAUAACUUUUUUCCUCUCUAUUUCUUUCCUGUUUAUUUUUGGCCUACAUGUUAUGUUUCUGGUUGAAUCAAACAGCAUUGAAAUUAUAAAUAAAAUUAUUAUUAUUAUUAUUAUGAUUAUUAUUAUUAAUUCAUUAUUUUUAAAAUUUGACAUUUUGAUUAAAUAAAAAAUAUUACAACUAUUAUUUUUUGCCAUCUAAGACUAAUCUUGGGUUAAUAAAAUAAUUUGACAUGAAUAGGGUACAAAAUAGCCCUUUUUUCCAACAAAUCUUUAAUAAUAAUAAUAAUAGUUAUUAUUAUUAUUAUUAUUAUUAUUAUUAUUAUUAAUUAUGUUUUAUUAUUGCAUGUUAUUUUUUAAUGUAACAAAUAAUUUUAUUAUCAUUAAAUAAACAUAUUGCUUUUUUUUCCAUGUAAGACUAAUCUUGGGUGAAAGAUUUCUUUCAGUAAGUAUAGGAUACAAAAUACAAACCUGAUUUUUUUUCAACCCAUUCGUGACAAUUUUAUUAUUAUUAUUAUUAUUAUUUUGACAUUUUAUGUCACAAAAUACUUAAUUAUUAUUAAAUAAAAAUCCUAGAGAAAAUAUAGAAAAAAGUAUUACAUAAAAAAAACUUUGAUUUACAUUACAAGCUGGUUCCCAGUUGAUAAUUUUUUUAAUAAAAAUAAAACAAAAAAAUUAAUGGAGUUAACAUCUAUUUGGGCAACAAUAGAGCAACCAACAAGGAUCUAAAAUAUCCAGCUAAUACUGUCAAUCAUGACCCAAGUUUAAGCUAAGAUGUAUAAGAUGUACAGCAUGACUUAAAUUUAACAUUUAUUGCACAGAGUGACAAUAAAAAUCAUCCCAUGUGCACUCGGCUUAAAACGGUGUGGUAUAGCCAUAAUCUGAAAACACUUAAUAAGCUCAAACUCUUGCUGUUUUCCAGGGGUUCCUUUUUAUUCUUUUAAUCAUGCGUCAGAAAAAUUCAGGUAUUUUAUAAACGACGUGUUUGUUGCGACAAAUGUCCUGUUUGCUGAAGAGAAUCUGUAUCCGUGCAUGCCGUAGACAACGACUCGUCACCAACGCACAUAACAUGAACACUUGACAUUAUCCUCUGCUGUAUCACGCCGUGGAAUGUAUCACUUCCUCCCGACGACAGCCGACGACGGCCAACACGGUUUACAUUCAGGAGCUGCACGCACGGGUGAGAGAAAUCACGACACGACGGAUGACAGAUCAAACAAUUGUUGUACAUUUGAAACUGAUUUUUAUAGACACGUGGCAGGAUUCAGGUAAACGGCGUCACGCACCUGAAUUGGAACAUUUGUAAUAGUAAAUCGAUCAAAAGUGGCGGUUUUCCAGGAGAGACGCAACUUCAUUUUUUAUGAAAACAAACCUGACAUGACAACACAGAUCCGGCAGAGCUCGUGUAAAAACUAAUAAUCAAUCCGUUUUAAAUAGCCAAUGUAAGUGUACAAUAACCAAGCUAUAGACUCUAGAAUAAAUGACUUGAUAAGACAAACUAAUAAACUGUCCAAAUGACUGUCAUGGGCUGCGAUUUCUGUUGUAGAAAUGAACAACUGGUGUGUUUUCUGUGUCCUCUCGGAUCUUUUCUGUAUAUGUUUCUUGUAGAAUGACUUGUAAAAUGAACACGAUAUUAUAAAUUGUUUUACAGCUGUGUAUUAAAAGAACAAAAGAAGAAAAAAAAAAAUCAAAAAAAGCAUUUAAAAACUUUCUGAUGGCCAAGGUCAUAAUUGCACUGUAGUUGGAACACUGGUAACUUGAUUUCUGAUCCAGUAUAUGAUAAGAUUUCUUUUUCUCUGACUGUUAGUUUUAUUAUUGUUGUUAUUAUUUUAAUAUUUAGUUCUAUUAUUGCUGUCAUAUUCAUCUAUAUCUUUUUUUCUACAGCUGUGUGAAUGCUGGAUUGUACAGUCUGUGUAUCUUCUCAGUUCAUGCUUUCUGUACAGUGCAAUCUCACAAAACCUCAAGAACUAAGAUGCAAGUCACAAAAAAAAAAAAAAAAAAAAAAAAAGAUGAUUAAGCACAUUUUCCCCAAGAAUUCUCAUUACUGCAAUACAGAAAUUAAUUAAAAUUAUGAAAUGGGUAAUCAUCCUAAAACUGAAUUUUUUUAUGAUGUAUAAUUUUUGUUCUCUAUUUUUUCCUGUUUAUUUUUAAGUGAAAUUUGGCCUACAUGUUAUGUUUGAAAUCAUUGAAAUCAUACCACAAGUCAUAUUUCCAGCAUAUGACAGUCAGAUCGUAUCUGAUUCACUAUUCAAUGUUGCUUCCUUGUUAUUUUCAGUGCAGCACUGAACUGUGUUGUUGUUUUUCAUGAAUAUGAAACACAUUUUUGUACUUUUAUUUCCUGUAUGUUUCAUGACACUGACAGCAAAUAAACUUGAAAAACCUUGUUCCAU